CCGCCGCCGCCGCCGCCGCUGCCGCCACCACCGCCGCCGCCACCGCUGCCCGGCGCCCCUCGCCCGCGGCCCGGUGCGGCCGCCGCCCAUGGAUUUCACCUAGCGCCGGCGGCCAUGGCGGCGCAGUGCUGCUGCCGCAAGGGACCCGGCGCCGAAGCCGCGCCGGCCCGCCCGCCGCCGGAGCCGCCACCCGCCCUGGAUGUCGCCUCGGCCUCCAGCGCGCAGCUCUUCCGCCUCCGCCACCUGCAGCUGGGCCUGGAGCUGCGGCCCGAGGCGCGCGAGCUGGCCGGCUGCCUGGUGCUGGAGCUGUGCGCGCUGCAGCCCGCGCCCCGCGCGCUCGUGCUCGACGCGCACCCAGCCCUGCGCCUGCACUCGGCCGCCUUCCGCCGCGCCCCCGCCGCCGAGACGCCCUGCGCCUUCGCCUUCCCCGCCCCCGGGUCGGGGCCCCCGCCGCCCCCAUUGCCGGCCUUCGCCGAGACGCCGGCCUCCGAACCCGCCUGCUGCCCACUGGCCUUCAGGUUGGACCCGUUCACCGACUACGGCUCUUCGCUCACCGUCACGCUGCCGCCCGAGCUGCAGGCUCACCAGCCCUUCCAGGUCAUCCUGCGCUACACCUCCACCGACGCCCCCGCCAUCUGGUGGCUGGACCCAGAGCUGACCUAUGGCAACGCCAAGCCCUUCGUCUUCACUCAGGGCCACUCCGUGUGCAACCGUUCCUUCUUCCCGUGCUUCGACACACCUGCCGUCAAGUGUACCUACUCAGCUGUUGUCAAGGCCCCGUCUGGGGUGCAGGUGCUGAUGAGUGCUACUCAGAGCACAUAUGCGGAGGAGGAAGGCGUCUACCACUUCCACAUGGAGCACCCUGUGCCUGCCUACCUCGUGGCCCUUGUGGCUGGAGACCUCAAGCCAGCGGACAUUGGGCCCAGAAGCCGUGUGUGGGCUGAGCCAUGCCUCCUGCCCAUGGCCACCAGCAAGCUGUCAGGCGCCGUGGAGCAGUGGCUGAGUGCGGCUGAGCGGCUGUAUGGGCCGUACAUGUGGGGCAGGUAUGACAUCGUCUUCCUGCCACCCUCCUUCCCCAUCGUGGCCAUGGAGAAUCCCUGCCUCACCUUCAUCAUCUCCUCCAUCUUGGAAAGUGAUGAGUUCCUGGUCAUUGAUGUCAUCCACGAGGUGGCCCACAGCUGGUUUGGCAAUGCAGUCACCAAUGCCACGUGGGAGGAAAUGUGGCUGAGUGAGGGCCUGGCCACCUACGCACAGCGCCGAAUCACCACAGAGACCUACGGUGCUGCUUUCACCUGCCUGGAGACAGCCUUCCGCCUAGAUGCCCUGCACAGACAGAUGAGGCUUCUUGGGGAGGACAGCCCCGUCAGCAAGCUGCAAGUCAAGCUGGAGCCAGGAGUGAAUCCCAGCCACCUGAUGAACCUGUUCACCUAUGAGAAGGGCUACUGCUUCGUGUACUACCUGUCCCAGCUCUGUGGAGACCCCCAACGCUUUGAUGACUUCCUCCGAGCCUAUGUGGAAAAAUACAAAUUCACCAGCGUGGUGGCCCAGGACCUGCUGGACUCCUUCCUGAGCUUCUUCCCAGAGCUGAAAGAGCAGAGUGUGGACUGCAGGGCAGGGCUGGAGUUUGAGCGUUGGCUCAAUGCCACGGGCCCACCACUGGCUGAGCCAGACCUGUCUCAGGGGUCCAGCCUCACCCGGCCUGUGGAGGCCCUUUUCCAACUGUGGACCGCGGAGCCCCUGGACCAGGCAGCAGCCUCAGCCAGUGCUGUGGACAUCUCCAAGUGGAGGACCUUCCAGACAGCACUCUUCCUUGACCGGCUACUGGAUGGGUCCCCGCUGCCCCAGGAGGUGGUGAUGAGCCUGUCCAAGUGCUAUUCCUCCCUGCUGGACUCAAUGAACGCCGAGAUUCGCAUCCGCUGGUUGCAGAUCGUCGUCCGUAAUGACUACUAUCCUGACCUCCACAGGGUUCGGCGCUUCUUGGAAAGCCAGAUGUCACGCAUGUAUACCAUCCCGCUGUACGAGGACCUCUGCACCGGUGCCCUCAAGUCCUUCGCGCUGGAGGUCUUCUACCAGACGCAGGGCCGGCUGCACCCCAACUUGCGCAGAACCAUCCAGCAGAUCCUGUCCCAGGGCUUGGGCCCCAGUGCUGAGCCCAGUGCAGAGCCCAGCACAGAGCUGGGUAGUGCUGGGGCAGACGCAGACCCGGACUCGCCAGCCCUGCUGCUCGGGGACGAGGCUCCCAGCAGCACCAUCUCUCUCAGGGACGUCAAUGUGUCCGCCUAGCCAUGAUGGCUGCUGACCCUCGACCUCCCAGACACCAUGAUUGUGCCUUCUGUGGUUCAGGCCGCCGUGACUGUGCCUCAGCUCUGGCCAUGAGCUCCGCCCGGGCCCUUGAACCCCUCCCGUGGGCUUUCUCAGGCCAGGGGCAUGGGGAAAAGGACCUGUAUCUGGUGGAGGCCCACAGACCUGGGCCCACCCCAUCCCAGCUCUCUUGCACUGCAGGCCCUGGGGCGGCCAGCACCUGCCACACCUCCCAUCUUACCCAGGAUGCCAGCACCUGCUGAACACUGCCCUGGGGACAAGGACCCCAGCAGUUCCACAGCAACCACCAUACUGUGCCUUACAUCUGCCUGAAGCCCAGGCUGCACCAUGCCUAAAGUGCACCGCCUUGCAGAGCCCUGCACCCUGCCCCUGGGCUUGGCAGCCUUGGCUGGCCCCUGGCAGAGGGGCAAGAACACAGACGUUCCCUCAGUGUGGGGGAAGACAGGUGCCCCUGGGGAGAGCCUUAGCCGUCUCGCACAUGUGAUCCAGGCCACAAAGGCAUGUGGUGCAGGGCUACCUGUCCUUGUGGCUGCCUCAGGGGCAGCCAGGGCUCUAGCCUGGGACGGCUGCAGUGGGGCACCAUGGUGGCUGUCCCAUUAAACCUCCACUUUGCAGACCUGGCCUCCCUUCCUGUUCAUCCUAACUGUCCUCUGCAUUGGCCCAACUGCUGGGGGUGGGACAGCCUGGAGGGGGCACCAGUUGCUCAGGAGCUGGUCACAUACUUGACUGAUAUGCAGGCCCACGGGCAGGCUCCUGCCCAGCAGCCCCGGAGCACAGCCUGCCUGGGAUGCUCAGGACAUUUGUCACACCAUCACACCCUCAAUCUGGCCCAUCUGACUCUGCUCAAACCUCAGCCUUGGCCUUUGACCCACCCUAAAGAGAAUAAGGAGGAAGUAUGGGUAGCAGGGGAUGAUUCUUGGAGGGUUGAGACUGUGGGAACUUCAGCUCAUCCACCAGUAUAGAGUCACUGCCACCAUGUCAGGUGGACAGGUUGAUGCCCCACUGUGGCAGCAGGUGGAUGUGUGUACAAGGUAGUGGGUGGCACCACUUCUCAUGGUCAGCCAAGGACUGGCUGGCAGCAGGGCCAUCUGGGACCACACAGCACUCUGUAGUCUCCAACCUAGGCAAUGUGCUAUGGCCUGGAGGUGAUCCAACUACCUAGUCACAGCCUCACUCCACACAUGGUGGCCAGGAAGCAGGGAGAGCUGGAAGUGGGGGUGCAAAUGACCCUGAGGCUACCACUUAUACCAUCCAGCUCCUGGUUACCAAACAUCCCAUGUAUUCUCUUUAUUCAGGAAUCUCUUUCCCACCCCCAGGGGAGGCAAUCCAAGAGCUCCCCAGUCAUGGCUGGAGGCAAGUCCAGGGCUUGGGGUUGCCUCUUCUGAGUUCCAUGUUCAUAGACUUCCCAUUUGCACUGGGUGAGACUCCACCCCAUCCAAGGACAGAAAUCAGCAGGGCACAGGGAGGGGGUGACUGUGAUGAUACCUUGCAGGAGGGGGAGGAUGGGGGUGCCAUCGGAUCUCAAGCCCUGCCAGGUGAGCAUGGCCACUCAGACAAGCUCUCUGUGGUCCUCAGUGCCACCCUUAGGAGGGCCCUCUCUCUUUCCUUUUUGGCUACACCUAAAGAUGGGGUCCAUACAUUGAGUUUUAUCAAAGUUUUGCCUCCGUGUGACACAGUGCAUUUACAUUCCAAAUGUGUGUUUGCUGCUGGCCAUGGUUUGCCCUGGCCAAUUCAACGUCUUGUGACCUGUUGGGCAGCACCCCUCUUCCAGGGCUGAGUUCCAAAUUAGGCUAAUUUAUGGCCCAGCCACAGGCAAUGCUGAGAC
Molecule: messenger RNA, 4147 nt
Organism: Castor canadensis (American beaver)
Lineage: Eukaryota; Metazoa; Chordata; Mammalia; Rodentia; Castoridae
Gene: Rnpepl1
Product: arginyl aminopeptidase like 1
Biological process (GO): proteolysis
Molecular function (GO): metalloaminopeptidase activity; zinc ion binding
Source: RefSeq, a predicted model, not a curated record